This is a messenger RNA of Apiotrichum porosum, 1950 nucleotides long. RefSeq lists its product as uncharacterized. The transcript is spliced from 4 exons. Lineage: Eukaryota; Fungi; Basidiomycota; Tremellomycetes; Trichosporonales; Trichosporonaceae. The record is from RefSeq and is a predicted model, not a curated record. Bases 1 to 1950 code for a protein of 649 amino acids.
AUGGCCCCAAUGCCACGUACACCACCGCGACACAGGGACGCGUCCUACACCACCACUUCCAAGCUCCGCUCGGUACCGUACGCGUCAACAUCCGCCGAUCCCGCGGCAGACCUUCCUCCCCUCUCAAGCCUCCAAGCAUGGGUGCACCGCCCACAGGCUGUAGCCAAGUGCUUUGUGAGCGACGUGUUCAAUCUCUGCGCUCUUGAAGCAGAUGAUGGCGUGGUGAAGCGCACGGCCCGGGACGUCUUCCUCCUCAACCAUUUCCCAUGCAAGGUUAUCGAGGUUUAUGGAUGGGUCGCAGGUGUCGAUCACAAGGACGCAUUCACGACAGUCACUCUGGACGAUGGCGACGGAAUAGCCGUCCUGCAGGUUACUGUCCGUCUCGCUCAAAGCGAAGCGGCCGCUCCAAAACAGCAAAACCCGACCGCAUCUCAUGCAGGGGGAACCUUCCGCUCUCGCCGUGAACGCAAUGCUGCACUCAAGGCGACUGGUACAGCUCUUCCUCCUAAACCGCUUGAGAAGAUGUAUAUUCGCCCUGACAUUCGCGUUGGUGACACUGUUAGAGUUGUGGGCCGCGUGGACGAGUGGGGGCGGCAAAAGCCCGGCAGACCAACAGAAUGGGUGCGACAGGUCAUUGUCGAUGAAGCGUCGGGCUCUGGCCUUAUCAGCGUCGUCGAUCCUGAUGACCACUUUUACCAUCUCGCACAUGUCACCGAGCUGCACGACACUCUGUACUCGCGCCCCUUCAACAUGCCUGCUCCCUCGUCGUCCCGCACGUCUCCCGCAAAGUCCUCCCCAGCAAAGUCGAUAAUGUCAAGCAUCGCGUCUUCCGACUGGGGAGAGGAUGACGACGAUGAUGCCUUUGGACCCGACUUGGUCGACCCUGCCAAGCUUAGCUCCAAACUCCUCACCGAGAGCACGUUCAAGCGGUACAUGAUGGACCACAUGACGCAGGAGACGACAAGAAUGGUCAAGGCAGCGACGCGAGGGAUGAGCCUGUUUGCACCCAUCCCGGCACUGCAGGUUCUGUUCCCCGAGUAUGGGGCGCACACUGCCAAACGGCUCGACAUGGAUGUUAGCAAGACGUCUCAGCUCCCCAAUACACGCGACAGCGAUGUCUUCUCGUCAUACCCGACGGCGUCUCGUGAGACUCAAGUGACUCAAGUGACUCAAGUGACUCAAGUUACUCCACGCCCAACAUUUCGUUCCAAGGCCGAGCGGGAGGCCGCACGCCAGCAGGAAGCUAAACCCACACAUAUUCCUUCUCCCGAUAAGGACAAGACCCCUAUGGCUGCUACCUUCAAGUCUCGUGUGGACCGCGACCGCGAUAGCUCCAGCGUGGCCCUCGUCGCUGAACCAGCCCUACAUCCAUUCACGGUACCCUCCCUCCUCGCUGUCGCUCUAUUGCGCGAUCUUGCUGAGCGCGUUGUCGACAAUCGAGCUCGAGUAGAGGAGAAGGAGCGCCGCAAACGCGUCAAGCUCGGAAAGACCACUACCUUGGACCACCAGCUUGUGGCCAGACGCAAAGCCCGUGGCCUAAAGGAGGGCACGUACCAGCUCUCCUCGUCUGAACGCGAGUCCAAGAUGAGAACGCUCACCGAGUGGGCUAUCCGCGAUGCCCACAUCGAGGGCGGUGUCGUGCAGGUGUCCACCGCUGUGACGCCUGCUGGAUACCUGCCACUGCCUGCCGCCUUGCUCGCACCUCUUCUCGUCCCCGUGGUCUCAGCUGCGCGUGAACGCGCUCAUGGUACAUUCCGGUCGCGCCUCGAGCGUUCUCAGGCAAAAGAAGCAGCGUCUACCGGGCGCUCUUCAAACCUCCCCCUCAAUUCGCUUACCAUCGCGGCCCGGCUAAAAGCGUGGGAUGGUCGGUGGGAGCGAGUGGGCCAGUGGGCUGUAGAGGAGGCGCUCGAGUGGGGAGAGGCCCAAGGUAUCCUUGAGCUGGAGCGUUAG